Chlorella variabilis is the source of this 1195-nucleotide messenger RNA. RefSeq lists its product as hypothetical. Lineage: Eukaryota; Viridiplantae; Chlorophyta; Trebouxiophyceae; Chlorellales; Chlorellaceae. The coding region runs from base 106 to 1005 and encodes 299 amino acids. Gene Ontology annotation, molecular function: oxoglutarate:malate antiporter activity. Gene Ontology annotation, biological process: transmembrane transport. The transcript is spliced from 8 exons. The record is from RefSeq and is a predicted model, not a curated record.
CUUGGGUCUCUGCUCCUCCCACAUCCGCCUCGCACCCGAACAAGAAAAGGUUCAGUGCGUGUGUAGUAAAGUUGCACGAGGAGCAGCCCAACCCAGCACAGCGGCAUGGCGACCGAGAACAAGGCGCUCAACCCCGUGUGGGCGGCAGCCAGGCCCUUUGUCAAUGGCGGCCUGUCAGGCAUGAUGUCAACGGUCAUCAUCCAGCCCAUUGAUAUGGUGAAAGUCCGCAUUCAACUGGGCGAGAAGGGCAGCCCGUUCUCCAUUGCUGCCAACAUGAUUCGGAACCAGGGCGUGGGCUCUCUGUACAAGGGCCUGUCUGCCGGCCUGCUGCGCCAGGCCACAUACACCACCGCCCGCCUGGGCAUCUACAACAACAUCUUCGAGGCAGCCAAGAAGAUGAACGACAACAAGCCCCUGCCGCUGUGGCAGAAGGCGGUGUGCGGCCUGACAGCCGGCGGGCUGGGCGCGCUGGUCGGCUCGCCAGCAGAUCUGUCGCUGAUCCGCAUGCAGGCAGACACUACGCUGCCAGCUGAGCAGCGCCGCAACUACAAGGGUGUCUUUGAUGCCCUGACCCGCAUCGUCAAGGAUGAGGGCAUGGGUGGCCUGUUCACCGGCGCCGGCCCCACCGUUGUGCGCGCAUGCGCCCUCAACAUGGGCAUGCUUGCCUCCAAUGACCAGGCCAAGGAGAUUCUGGAGGAUAUGGGCUUCGGCGGCACCCCCGUGGUGGUGGGCGGCGCCACCAUUGCUGGCUUCUUCGCGGCAGCGUGCUCGCUGCCGUUUGACUAUGUGAAGACCCAGAUGCAGAAGAUGAAGCCCGACCCCAUCACAGGGGAGGUUCCCUACAAGAGCUCCAUGGACUGCGCCUUGAAGACGCUACGCAACAAGGGGCCCCUGGAGUUCUACACCGGCUUCCCCACGUACUGCGUGCGCAUCGCGCCCCAUGCCGCCCUCACGCUCGUCUUCGUGGCGUGGCUGCCCAAGCUGCAGGCCAAGAUUGGCAUCUAAUGUCCAUCGCGGCACCCGCAGCUUAAAUGGUGGCGGCAGGCCUUCCUGGAGAGGCAGUUUGUGGCAUGCAUCCUGACGCUGGCCAGCCAUCAACGACCUUACUUGAGCCCCCUGGCUCAUUUCAUGUUGUCGCAUGCAUCGGCUAGACAAUACCAAUGCUCUGUGGCCAGUAAACAGAUUCGAGAGGGAG